Messenger RNA from Fimicolochytrium jonesii, 1439 nucleotides. RefSeq lists its product as uncharacterized. NCBI's taxonomy places the organism in Eukaryota, Fungi, Chytridiomycota, Chytridiomycetes, Spizellomycetales, Powellomycetaceae. The transcript is spliced from 2 exons. Bases 18 to 1013 code for a protein of 331 amino acids. The record is from RefSeq and is a predicted model, not a curated record.
CACCGCCUGCACCGGCAAUGGCCGCGACUGCAAUGGUGGAGUUCUCGACGUGGAUCUUCAAUAUCAGCACAAAGAAGCAGGACGGCCGGAUUGCCCGGUGGAUUAGGGAUGGAACAGGGCAGCUCACGGAGGAAUCAGUGGAGGAAAUCAAGGUUUUGCGACUCGAUCAGGAGGUGGAAAAGACGGUUUUGCCUGGUGGAGACGGAGCCGAGACUGGUGGUGGCGACGUGGGUGGUACUCGGGCCAUCUCCAUUAAUCAAGAACGAAAGUUAGGGCAUCAUCCGAAAUCCGGCCCUUCAGAACCCGCCUUCAAGAUUCCGCCCUUAGAACUACCGACUCCGAUGGUGGCCCCGGUGUACCCUUUGAACCUCCCGUCGGAGAAGAUGAUCUUCUGGAACCUGGAGGAUGCAAAUGCCGACAAGCUCUACCUAUUUGCCCACAUGGCUUGGUGCGAGGAAUGUGGUAUCAUGAUCGGAAGCGGAUGGAAGGGGAGUGCGAGGAAAGCGAAAUGCGACCAGUGCAGGAAACGUGUAAGCCCAACCAAACUCGAUAAGCACAAGCUCCUGGUCCAUUGUCAAAAUCUGCUCCAAAAGCGCAUUUCCGGCAAGUUCGCAGACGCAUUAAAAAAGCACGCCGGCUUGGUCAACGCGCACGUUGUCGACUACGAGACCACCACAUCGAAAGCGCGCGUGCUCUGCUUCUGCUUAGGCCGCUUCUCUGCUCUGGGUUGCCGGGGAAAGGGAGCCCACCACCACCGAGAUACCUCGAUGCGAGUGUUAGAGUUCCUACUCACAACAACACUCCCAUCAACGCACUCCGUACUCGCCGCAUUUCGCGACAAAUGGGUAGCCCGCGCUGAAAUCUCCGCAUGCGACUACCUCAUCAUGGGAGCCGGCACCCAGGUGGACCCUCUCGACCGGCCGUACGUAUUGCAGAAUGGUCGGCUGCGUUUUCAGGCCCCAGUCAUCUUAUCCGAGCCUCGUGGCCUAAUGGGCAAUGGCACGCGCGUAUGAAUGCAUUUCUCGCAUAGGAUGUGAGGCUUGUCUCCCUUACAUGCAUGCAUGUAGGGGUCGUCUAUGUCCCCGGCGACGUGCCCAAACACGCCUUCGGGCGCAUCAAAGGGAGAUCUGCGGCCGGCUGAAGGCGCAAGUGGGCGCGGGGAGGAUCGAGUCGCGUGUGCCGCCAGUCAGGGAAAGCACGACGGGGUUGCGUGCGGGGCUGUACGGCUUGGAGAUUGACGGUAAGUUUCCGACGCGUAGUAUUUUAUUCUCAGGCCGGCUGUGGAAACGUGCUGUACUGGUUUUAGCCCCAAAGCAGAGCAAUGGCACUCGCUUAUGUAGGAAUUUCUAGCUUAGGAUGUGAGGCUUCUCUCCCUUAUAUGCAUGUAUGUAGGCAUUCAUUAUAUACGUAUCUCACAUUGGUUAAUGGCAACGUAUGUA